AUGGCUGGCUUCAACAGACCCACUAGGUUUGAAGGCGAGAUGCGCAACCUCGAAGUUGUCGGAACCAUCCCCAAGUCCAUUGCAGGCACGUAUUUUCGAGUAAUGCCCGAGCCUUACCAUGUGCCGUUUUGGCUCAAUGGCGAUGGCGCCGUGUCUUCGUUCCGCAUCAAGGACGGCAACAUCGACUUCAAGCAGCGCUUCGUCAGAACGGAAAAGUUCCGAAUUGAGGGUUUAGCAAACAGGGCUCUGGUCGGCAAGUACCGGAAUCCAUACACCGAUCUUGUUGAGUUCUUGGACCGCACCACGGCCAACACAACCGUCAUUCCGUUCAAAAACGUCAUUCUCGCCCUCAAAGAAGACAGCAGGCCAUAUGCCCUCGAUCCCCGGACCCUUGAAACCAUCGGCGUCUUUGACUUUGACGGCCAGUUGGAGAGCGAAACCUUCACCGCACAUCCCAAAUAUGACGCUACCACGCGAGAGCUACUUGCGUUUGGUUACGAAGGCAAGGGAAUUGGGACUCCUGAUAACUUUUACAUGUCUAUCGACGAGCAUGGCCGUUUUACCGAAAAGGUUUGGUUUAAAGCUCCAUUCUGUGCCUUUCAACACGACAUGGCCUUUACGGAUAACUGGGUCAUAUUCCCACUUGGUCCGCUUGAAUGCAUCGUCGACAACCUCAAGAAGGGCGGUAACCACUGGCUGUGGACCGAUCGCGGCCAUGCGAUUGGAAUCCUCCCUCGACGCGGGGCCAAGUCAUCCGACAUCAAGUGGUUUGAGGGCCCAAACUGGAUCACUGGGCACGUCGCCAACGCCUGGGAACAAGACGGCAAGGUCCAUGUCCAGAUUGGCGUGUCCAAGGAGAAUGGGUUCGGUUUCUUCCCCGACAAAGACGGCAAAUGCCCCCCGCAGGAAUCACCAGGAGUGGCACCGUAUCUGCAUGAAUGGGUAAUCGAUCCUCAUUCAGACAAACUCAAGCUGGACCCGCCAACCCAGGUUAUUCCCAACGCUGCCGAGUUCCCCCGCAUCGAUGAUAGGGUCAUGGGAAAGAAGCAACGCUUCACUUACGGGAAUCUCAUGGAUUUCACCCCCGGAGUAACCGACUGGGAGUACUCUAAGCCGCUCAUGGGCAAAGCCAUUGGGCACAUGAACACGCUCUACAUGCACGACAGACAGACAGGGGAGGUCAAGAAAUACCACCGUGGCCCCCGCCACUUCUUUCAGGAACCACAGUUUAUCCCUCGCUACCCCGAAGCACCGGAAGGCGAUGGGUACCUGGUUGCGCUGGUGAGCGACUUCGACGCCAUGGCCAGCGAGCUGGUCGUCAUCGAUUGUGACGAUUUUGAAAACCAUGUUGCCCUCGCCAAACUUCCCGUCAGGCUUAGACCAGGGUUCCACGGCAGUUGGGUGGACGAUGUCGAUAUCGAAGGCCGACCCGAGCCUGCUGCUGGCUUCACACUGGCUCGCCGGCCUCUGGCGAAAGAAACCCAAGGCGGAAAAGUGUCAAGCAUAGACCGAAUAGCUACCACAGAAGUCCUCUAUCCAUCUCGAUCUCAAAGGCUGUCAAUUAUGCCCGGCGAGUAA
Messenger RNA from Ilyonectria robusta, 1578 nucleotides. RefSeq names its product carotenoid oxygenase. The record is from RefSeq and is a predicted model, not a curated record. The coding region runs from base 1 to 1578 and encodes 525 amino acids. Gene Ontology annotation, biological process: carotene catabolic process. The transcript has 7 exons. Gene Ontology annotation, molecular function: carotenoid dioxygenase activity. Lineage: Eukaryota; Fungi; Ascomycota; Sordariomycetes; Hypocreales; Nectriaceae.